AGGAAACCUAUUUAGUCAGUUGGCAGAUCUCGAGAGCGAAGGACGUUCAACGUUUGGUGACCACUUCCACCCCUUUUUUUUGUUGUUGUUGUUUGAACUCUUGUCACUGCCCCCUUUCUCUCUUUUACCUGUCCGACGUGAAAGUUCUAGCACCCGAAAAAAAUGGCUGCAAUGAACUCUGCCUGGCGUUUUGGUGAUAGAUACAUCAUUAAAAAGUUGACGUCGAAAUCACGUUUAGCGUUCACGUUUCGACACGCCAGACCUCUCAGCCCGUACUAUGGAGCGAUGUCGAGUGGCGUCUACCGGAUGGUCGGGACGCUAUGCUAAUACGAGAGAGUUUGGACGCAUUGGAGCUACAAGGAACCUAUCUACGAUGAGCAACUUUGAACGACUUCCUUUCAAAAAAAAAUCGUUUAUGGAGAGACCCAUUCACGUAUCGUUGGAACGCUCGUUGAAAUCUCCGUUCGCGUUACGAAGUCAGUUGAAGAACGCCAAACGAGUUGUCAUCAAGUUGGGUUCAGCUGUCAUCACUCGAGAGGAUGAAUGCGGUUUGGCACUUGGCCGAUUGGCUUCCAUCGUCGAACAGGUGGCCGAAUUGCAAAAUGAAGGUAGAGAAUGUUUGAUGGUGACAAGUGGGGCCGUCGCUUUUGGCAAACAGAAGCUAGCUCACGAACAGACGCUAUCGAUGAGUAUGAGAGAGACGCUUCACCAACGGGACAGGCAUAAUAACAGCACGAAGCCUUUUUUCGUGAUUGAACCGAGAGCUGCUGCUGCUGUGGGUCAAUCGGGAUUGAUGAGCCUCUACGACGCCAUGUUUUCGCAGUACGGCGUGAAGAUCGCUCAGGUCUUGGUGACGAAACCUGAUUUCUAUAACGAAGAAACUCGACGUCAUCUGGCCAGCACAGUGUCUGAACUGAUCAGCCUCAACAUUGUGCCAAUCAUCAACACGAACGAUGCCGUCUCUCCGCCACCGCUGGCCGACGAAGACUUGGCUGGGGUCAUUAGCAUCAAAGAUAACGACAGUUUAGCUGCUCGUUUGGCAGCCGAAGUGCAAGCGGAUUUAUUGAUUCUCAUGUCGGAUGUCGAUGGCAUCUACACCUGUCCACCAUCGGAAGAAGGAGCACGUCUUAUCAAUACCUACAGCCCUAAUAACGCUGUUAACAUCCAGUAUGGGAAGAAAUCUCGAGUGGGACUAGGUGGAAUGGAUUCUAAGGUUCGUUCAGCGUGCUGGGCAUUAGAGAAGGGCAUCUCUGUCGUCAUUUGCAACGGAAUGGCUGAGAAUGCAGUGCGAAACAUAAUAGCUGGCCGUAAAUUAGGCACAUUUUUCACCGAUUGUAAAAACGGUGGGGUUAGCAUCGAAAGCGCCGCUGAACACGCGCGCGAUGGCGGUCGUCAAUUGCAGAAUCUUACGGGCAGCCAACGUUCGGAUAUCAUUCAGAAUUUGGCGGAAUUGCUGUUGGAGCGACAGCCGCAGAUUCUUAAAGCCAACUUGGAAGAUUUGAAAAUUUUAAACGAAAUGUCUACGGUGAAAAGCGGCGGUGUUGUUCCCCUUCUCGGUCGUCUCACGCUCACGCCGGCCAAACUGAAAAGUCUGAGCGACGGACUGAAGCAAAUCGCCGACAGCAGUGCAGACAUUGUUGGCCGUGUAAUGCGACGCACUUUGCUGGCCAAAGGUCUUGAAUUGACUCAAGUGACGGUUCCCAUAGGCGUUUUGCUCGUCAUUUUCGAGUCACGACCAGAUGUUUUGCCUCAAGUGGCAGCGCUGGCCAUUGCAUCAGCUAAUGGAUUAUUGCUAAAAGGCGGCAAGGAAGCCACCCAUUCCAAUCAAAUCCUGAUGGAUGUCGUCCACCAAGCCCUGGAUACAGCAGGAGUCCCUCAGGCCGUGUCGUUGGUGUCUACUCGCGAAGAAAUUAGUGACUUGUUGACGAUGGACCAGUAUAUUGAUUUGGUGAUUCCGAGAGGAUCGGGCGAGUUGGUGCGUUCGAUCCAGCAGCAGAGUCGCAAUAUUCCCGUGCUCGGUCACUCCGAAGGAAUUUGUCACGUCUACGUUGACAAUGAAGCCGAUCCCGUUAAAGCCAUGAAAAUAGUGAGGGACGCCAAAUGUGACUAUCCAUCAGCUUGUAAUGCAAUGGAGACCUUAUUGAUUCACGAGGAUUUACUGGGCAAUACUGGAGGCAGUGGAUCCAGCACAGGCACAUUCUUUGCGGACGUCUGCGCCAUGCUCAAAAAUGAAGGAGUGAAAAUCUACGCCGGCCCUUCGUUGAGUAAACACCUGACAUUUGGACCACCUCCUGCCAAGUCGUUACGUACGGAAUACGGCAGUUUAGAGUGCACCAUCGAAGUGGUCAAGAGCUUAGACGAAGCUGUCGAUCACAUCCAUCGCUACGGCAGUUCGCACACAGAUUCGAUCGUCACUGAAAAUCGAGAGAAAGCUGAACAAUUUCUUCACAAGGUGGAUAGUGCCUGCGUCUUUCACAACGCCAGUACGCGUUUCGCUGACGGCUACCGAUUCGGAUUGGGAGCCGAAGUGGGGAUCAGCACAGCCCGGAUUCAUGCCCGCGGACCAGUGGGCGUCGAAGGUCUACUGACAUCCAAAUGGGUUCUUCGCGGAUCGGGAGACGCGGCUUCUGAUUUCGGACUGAAUUCCGGCAAAAGUUUUCUUCAUCAAUCGCUAUCGAUCGAUGCUAAAAAUCCCGUUUCCACGGAGUGAGAAAAAGAAAAAAAGAUGAAAGAAUUCGACGUGGUAUGUCGUGUAAGUGUUGCAUAAUGACUUUCUCCACGGAAGAAUUUAUAUAAAAACACCGCCAUCAGCUGCCCGUGUCCUUUUUAUGGUGUAAUCGUCUGCUUUGUGUUCAUAACAAUUAACAUCCAUACUUCUAUGAAUAGCGACGGCGCGUAUGCAAUAAGAGAAAUAUAACAAGAGUUUAAAAAGUG
Molecule: messenger RNA, 2934 nt
Organism: Daphnia magna
Lineage: Eukaryota; Metazoa; Arthropoda; Branchiopoda; Diplostraca; Daphniidae
Gene: P5CS
Product: delta-1-pyrroline-5-carboxylate synthase
Exons: 14
Coding region: 278-2710 (810 amino acids)
Cellular component (GO): mitochondrion; cytoplasm
Molecular function (GO): ATP binding; glutamate 5-kinase activity; glutamate-5-semialdehyde dehydrogenase (NADP+) activity
Source: RefSeq, a predicted model, not a curated record